Ramularia collo-cygni is the source of this 2391-nucleotide messenger RNA. RefSeq lists its product as uncharacterized. The transcript is spliced from 2 exons. Lineage: Eukaryota; Fungi; Ascomycota; Dothideomycetes; Mycosphaerellales; Mycosphaerellaceae. The record is from RefSeq and is a predicted model, not a curated record. The coding region runs from base 1 to 2391 and encodes 796 amino acids.
AUGCUCACCAAAUCCGCCUUUAUCGUCACUGGCCUGCUCUUCCAUACGGCCACGGCCACUUUUGGAUAUGGAGGCUGGGGAGGGGAUUCCCACUACAGCACUCCCGAUAACACAGACAACAAAUGUUCGCCAGACCAAACGAAAGGCUAUGACUGGAAAGACUUGGCUUCAGGUUCAUUCGAUAAUUACGGAAGUAACAAAUUCUCCAAAUGGUCUUGUCGGAACUCCUUUGGGAAGCGAGAUCUCUUGACCAAGAGAUCGUUCCAAUCAAAGUGCAUCUCCGCGAACCUCGACGACGAGCCCUCCAUCGGAUGCGAUGGUGAAGAUCACAUGUCCAUUGACAAGUAUGAGGUAUCCUCAAGCGAGGAUGCAGACAUUGAAUGUCAUUAUGAGAUGCCGGACAAGACUGUUUGCAAAGAAUACCACUCAUGUAAAUCUGGCGGCACAGUCAUCCAAAACUCACAGUGCGRCGGAGCCAAAUCGGUCACUUUCAAGCCCGUGGAAAGCUUCAAAGGUAAAGGAUGCAACAUUGGAGUUCACAGCAUUGGCUUCAACUGCGGUGCGCCUUCCAGUACUGCUCCUGUGGCAUCCAAAACCGAAAGUAUACCUGCAUAUGGAUCUAGUUCGCCGCCGACAUACGCAACGACUAGCUCUACUUCGAGUGAGGUUGAAAUCACCACAGAUACCACACCAUACACAUCGCCUUCCAGCAGCAAAAGCGACACAUCCGCGGAGUMCACAUCUGUAACUACGACAGAGACCGCGCCUAUUUAUGGGUCUACUACCGAUGCUUCGUUGAGCUAUGAUACCACAUCGAGUGCUGUAUCAUCGACCAGCGAGACUACAUCAAGCACUAUAUCGUCGACCAGCGAAACGGCUUCGGGGGGAACCACUUCAUCGUGUGUCUCAGGUUAUGGCGCAUCUUGCUCUACUACUUCUGAAAGCACAUCAAGCUCCGCCACCAGUCGAGAGACUUCUCCUGUGGAAGGCCCAGCUUCAGACUCCACUUCCUCCACACCAAGCACGACUUCAACCAGCGAGACUUCAGCGGCAACAGACAAGACUACUUCAUCACCGUCAGUCCCUGUGAUAGGAAUCCCAACAUAUUCGAGCCAUGGCACUGGUGCAUCAAUUCCGGCAACCAACACCAGUCUAACCUACAAAGUUCCUGCAUACACCCAAAGCUCAUCAACGACUGUUAAGAGCUCAUCAACGACCGCUGGAGUAACCUCUAUUGAAUCCUACAGCUCUUACACUACUGGYACGAUAUACAGCACGAGUUGCGAGACACUCACUAGCAGUGGAAGUAUCACCACACUUACAAAGUCGUACGCCAUAUCGACCACAACCGCAAGGAUCACUUCUCCGGGCAAAGAAUCUUCUCCAGUAGGGACGAGCUCUGUACCAGCGUCAUAUUCUUCGAAUGAAAGUGGCUCUGCUUCGGUAUCAUCUUAUCCAGUCCAGAGUAGUUUUGCAUCAGCACCAUCUUCCACAGUCCAAAGUAGCUCUCCAUCAGCACCAGCCUACUCGGGGCCCGAACCCAGCUCUCCAGCACUCCUUCCACGUUGCUUGAAUACCUGGAUGUAUCUGACGGAUUGCUCCUCCAACUCCGACUCGCAGUGCUAUUGCAAACACCCCGACUUCAUCAACAAAGUCUAUGGCUGUCUCUCCUCCUGGAGCCAAUCCGCCGACAAUGCCACCAACGGCGUCUCCUAUCUCAUGGGUCUUUGUGCCCCUUACAUUCCCGAAAACCCCGCAAUCAUCACAGGCUGUCCAUCGACCAUCACGCCCGCAGCAUACAAACCAGCACCAGCAACGGAAUCCCUAAUCUCAACCAUAACCCCUCGAUCCACCAUCACGCUCCAAUCCACCCUCACCGAGAGAAUUACCACUGCUACCCUGCCAGACAAAUCCAGCAGUACAGAAGUCUCGCCAGAAAACUCUUCCCACCCGGGAUCUACAUCUACAUCAACACCAGCACCAGCAGCGAAUAUCCCCUGCACAACAAUCACCUACUCGCACGACAUAACCCUCCCAGCCACAUAUCCCUCAGACGGCUCGACGAUUCCUUCCUCAAGCAUAACUUCUGCCAUCAUAACUACAAUCACCGUUCCGCAAGUCCUCAUCACCACUCACACAAUCACRGAAUCGGGAAGUACUUUCACAGCGCCGGGACUGGGAUAUGGAGUUCCUUCCACCACAUCUCGCGUGACUCCGACUGUUAUUCCGGCUGUGUCUUCGGCGUAUGGGAGUGUGGCAUUCACGAAGAGUGCUACUUCAUCGGGGACGCCUUCGGGGAUUGUAGCAUAUGAGGGAGCGGGGAGUGGGCGAUUUGGUUUCAAGUUUGGAGUUGGGGGAUUGUGUUUGUUUGUUGCUGUGAUGGGGUUGUAA